AUGAGUAUUUUAUAUAAAUGUAAAUUUUUAGUAAAAAAUAUUGAUAAUAAUAAAAUUAAUUUAAAUCCUAUUUUAAAUUCAAAAUUUAAAAUAUAUAAUAUUAAUAUAAAUUUAUUAAAUAAAAAAAUAAUUGAAUAUAUUAACAAAUAUAAGUUUAAUAUUUUUAUUAUUUAUAUUUAUACUAAUAAAAAUUUUAAAAUAAUAUGUAAUUAUACAAUAUUUAAUUUAUAUAAACAAUAUUAUAAUAAAUUAAAUAAAAUAUAUUUAAUAUAUAAAAUAUUAUUAUAUAAAAAAAUUCAAUUAUUAUUUUAUAAUAUAAAUCAAUUGUUAAAUAUUAUAAUUAAUAAUAUUAAAAUAAUAAAUUAUAAAAAAAAAUAA
Messenger RNA from Plasmodium knowlesi strain H, 378 nucleotides. Lineage: Eukaryota; Apicomplexa; Aconoidasida; Haemosporida; Plasmodiidae. The record is from the annotation of a RefSeq genome assembly.